CACUCCCAAACAGCACGUAGUCUUGACGUGCAGGUGAGAUAUAAAAACAGAUGCUAACAUCAAACCGCCUUGACUCUCUGAUAAUCUGAGCUUUACAGGAUGAAGACGUUUGCGCUAGUGUUGCUUUGUAUUGGAGCCGCAGCUGGCGGCACCGCUCUGACGACAUGUGGCGGGGUCCUGAACGAGACUGCCGGCAGCAUCAGCCCUCCAUACGAUGACAACAUGGACUGUAUCUGGACCAUCAGCGCGCCUGCGGGCUACUUCAUUGAGGUGGAGUUCACAGCCUUUGACGUUGAGGAUGGCGGAUCGUCCUGCAGCUAUGACUAUGUUGCCGUGUACGACGGGCCAGACACCUCCUCGGAGCUGAUCGGUAAGUUCUGCGGCAGCAGCAUCCCGGCUCCCAUCCACUCCCACAGCGACAUCAUCACCGUCAGGUUCGUCACCGAUAGGAGCGUGACGGAGUCCGGCUUCACUCUGGUCUACACAACUACUGACGAGCACCCCAUCCACCCGUCUGGCUGUGGAGGUCCUGAGUCCCUGACUAAUGCCACCGGAACCUUCACCAGCAUGAACUACCCCAACAACUACGACAACAACGCGAGGUGCCAGUGGGAGAUCGAGGUGGAGGUUGGAAUGAGGAUCAACCUCAUCUUCACCGCCUUUGACCUGGAAGCAGAAAGGCUCUGUCCUGAGUAUAACGACUACGUGGAGAUCUUCGAGAACGACGUUGGUCUAGGUCGCCAUUGCGGCAGCAUACAGCUGCCCCCGAUCACUUCUACCUUCAACAGGCUGACGGUGGUGUUCUACAGCGACAGCAGCACCACCGCGACCGGCUUUUCAGCUCAGUACGCAGCCAUCCCUGGUCACAAGUUUGGAAAUGUCACAGUAACAUUACACAAGGCAGGAAAAGUAGCAGGUGCACUGGUUUACCUCCGGCUCCGGACGUGUCACUGUUUGCUUCCCCGGACAAACAGUACGUAUUAUUUGGACGUGCUGGGAUGGGUAUAUAUUACAUCUGCCAAACUCACAUAUACGUACACCACCUCACAUUUCUCUCAUCACCGUAAACUGAGCUCACUGUGUACGAUGAAGACUUUCGCGCUGGUAUUGAUCUGUUUGGGAGCCGCAGCUGCCCAGCUGUGCACUGUGAACCAGUUCCAGUGUGCCAACGGGAACUGCAUCCCGCUCCUCUGGGAGUGUGAUGACUACAACGACUGUGGAGACAAUAGCGACGAGCACAACUGCGGUGGUACCGGUGGCACCCAAUGCGGGAUAAACCAGUUCCAGUGCCUGAAUGGCGGCUGCAUUUACAGCAGCUGGGUCUGUGACGGUGACAACGACUGUGGCGACAUGAGUGACGAGCAGAACUGCAACGGCGGACCGGGGGGAUCCAACCCGCUGGCUGCGUGUGGCGGGAACUUGAACGAGACCUACGGCAGCAUCAGCCCUCCUUACAACGACAACCAGGACUGCAUCUGGACCAUUACCGCCCCCGUGGGACACUUCAUCGAACUGGAGUUCACAGCCUUUGAUCUCGAGGAUGGCGGAUCUUCCUGCAGCUAUGACUAUGUUGCCGUGUACGACGGCGCCGACACCAGCGCCCCGCUGGUCGGUAAGUACUGCGGCAACACCAUCCCGGGCCCGGUCCACUCGCACAGUAACGUGCUGACCGUCAGGUUCGUCACCGACAGAAGUGUCACCGAGACCGGCUUCAGGCUCAUCUACACCACCACUGACGAACAUCCUGUUCACCCCUCUGGCUGUGGCGGUCCCGAGCUGCUGACUGCUCCAACCGGCAACUUCAGCAGCAUGAACUACCCCAACAACUAUGACAACAACGCGCAGUGCCAGUGGGAGAUCGAGGUGGAGGUCGGCAUGAGGAUCAACCUCAUCUUCACCGCCUUUGACAUCGAACCAGAAAGACUCUGUCCUGUGUCCAACGACUAUGUGGAGGUCUUUGAGAACGACGUUUCUCUAGGUCGUCAUUGCGGCAACCUACAGCUGCCCCCGAUCACUUCUACCUUCAACACGCUGAAGGUGGUGUUCUACAGCGACAGCAGCACCACCGCGACCGGCUUUACAGCGCAGUACGUGGCUAUCCCGUAAACAACGACAUACAAGAGGGGGACAUGACGAUCGAAGCCAAGUCCUUGCAGUUUGAUCACAUGCACCUAGAUGUCAUCAGUAUCGGUGCACCGGCAUCAAUAAAGAGAUAUUGCAACAAUU
This is a messenger RNA of Branchiostoma floridae (Florida lancelet), 2226 nucleotides long. Its product is annotated as cubilin-like. The transcript has 15 exons. Bases 100 to 2106 code for a protein of 668 amino acids. The record is from RefSeq and is a predicted model, not a curated record. Lineage: Eukaryota; Metazoa; Chordata; Leptocardii; Amphioxiformes; Branchiostomatidae. Gene Ontology annotation, biological process: single fertilization. Gene Ontology annotation, molecular function: protein binding.